UGGCAUUAGGGACUCAGAAUUUAUUUAUUUGCCUCUUGUACACAUCCUUUCCUUGUGUUAUAUGUCAAGAUGUUUCUUGUGACCAUUCCAUAAAGGGAUGUGUAUUUUUAACAGCAUGUUGAACUUUUUAGUUUUAAAGAGGUUUUCUCAGUUUUUCAGGUCCAAGUUGAUAAGUUUUCACUUAAACUACUGAGCAAGACAGACCGAAGAUUCUGGUUGUAAGGAUGUGUGAAAAAUCCAAGUGUCUUUGGCGUACAGUUUGUGGGCUGGCAGCAUUUCCAUCUGCCUUGAUCUAACAUGGAUUUUAAUUUUGUACAAUGAACUGAGUGUAAAUGGAGUCGUGGUGUGAAAUGCUAAGAGUCAGCACUGCUGAAAGCAGCGUAUGUUGAAGUGCAGCAUCUCUGAAUACAAAUCUGCCCUUCUGGGACACCGUGCAAAAUGAUGUAAUGGAGUGAAAAAGCUCUGCAGAAAUAGAUUUCACCUGCUGUAACUGAGUCUUUGCUGCAAUACUUCACAAGGCUGGAGUGUGGUGCUUUUCUGACUGUGCAGUGGGAAUGUAUUGUAGGAAAGGAGCUGUUGGCAAUAACAGCUGGAGAUCCCGAGGCUUUAGUUUGCUGCCCUGCACCUGUGCUGCAGCUCUGCUACAAAGAGGCAACACUAAGGAAAGCCUUUAGUGCUUGGGGGCUAGGAUUCCAAGAAGAAAAUUUUCUUGGCCUCAUCUGGGUGGUUCUUGAGGAUGGCAAGCAAAGGACCCACAACUUCGGCAUCGACAAAGAGCUCCAGUACUGGAGGGACCAGUGGCAGCAGUAGCAGCAAUGGUUCUGGGGACAACACUAAUCAGGACAACACUUUUGAAUGCAACAUCUGUUUAGACACCGCUAAGGAUGCAGUUAUCAGCUUGUGUGGGCACCUCUUCUGUUGGCCUUGUUUACACCAGUGGCUAGAGACCAGGCCAAACAGACAAGUGUGUCCUGUAUGCAAAGCAGGAAUCAGUCGAGAUAAAGUUAUUCCUCUGUAUGGAAGAGGCAGCACUGGGCAACAGGACCCCAGAGAGAAAACUCCGCCACGACCCCAAGGACAGAGACCUGAACCAGAGAACAGAGGGGGAUUCCAGGGCUUUGGGUUUGGCGAUGGUGGCUUCCAGAUGUCAUUUGGAAUUGGGGCGUUUCCCUUUGGUAUAUUUGCAACAGCCUUCAACAUAAACGACGGGCGACCUCCUCCAGGUGAAGAAGUCUGGAGAUGUCUGGGAUGUGGGGACAGCAUUGCUGCUGGGCAGCGCCUCCACAAGACUGUCAAUGAAGCUUGGCACAUUUCCUGUUUCAGGUGCUCUGAAUGCCAGGAUCCCCUCACUAACUGGUACUAUGAGAAGGAUGGGAAGCUGUACUGUCACAAAGACUACUGGGGGAAGUUUGGGGAAUCUUGCCAUGGCUGCUCUCUGCUGAUGACUGGACCUGUGAUGGUGGCUGGUGAAUACAAGUAUCACCCCGAGUGCUUUGCUUGUAUGAGCUGCAAAGUGAUCAUCGAAGAUGGAGACACUUAUGCACUGGUGCAACAUUCCACUCUCUACUGUGGAAAAUGCCAUAACCAGAUUGUGCUGACACCGAUGAUAGAAAAGCACUCCACUGAGUCUCUGCGUGAGCAGCUGCCUUAUACGCUGACCCUCAUCUCCAUGCCAGCAGCCACAGAUGGCAAGAGGGGGUUCUCUGUGUCUGUCGAAGGCGGCUGCUCCAGCUAUGCCACUGGUGUCCAGGUGAAAGAAGUUAACAGGAUGCACAUCAGCCCAGAUGUCCGAAACGCCAUCCACCCUGCAGAUCGUAUCCUGGAGAUCAAUGGAGCUCCUAUUCGCACGUUACAGGUGGAGGAGGUGGAGGAACUGAUUCGCAAGACAAGCCAGACCCUUCAGCUGCUGAUAGAGCACGACCCUGUGUCGCAGCGCUUGGACAGGCUUCGCUUGGACUCGCGUCUUCCCACGCACAUAAAGACACCCAUGUCCCCACGCUCCCUGUCUCCACUGGACAUCAAGGAGAACCUGGAAGGAACACUCCGACGACGCUCCCUCAGGCGAAGUAACAGCAUUUCUAAGUCUCCUGGCCCCAGCUCUCCAAAGGAACCGCUUCUCCUGAGCCGUGACAUCAGUCGUUCUGAAUCCCUGCGCUCCUCUUCCAGCUGCUCCCAGCAAAUAUUCCGGCCCUGUGACCUGAUUCAUGGUGAAGUUCUAGGAAAAGGAUUUUUUGGACAAGCAAUCAAGGUGACUCACAAAGCAACAGGAAAGGUGAUGGUGAUGAAGGAGCUCAUUCGUUGUGAUGAGGAAACACAGAAGACUUUCUUGACAGAGGUGAAGGUAAUGCGCAGCCUGGACCACCCCAAUGUGCUGAAGUUCAUUGGUGUGCUGUACAAGGACAAGAAGCUGAAUCUCCUCACAGAGUACAUUGAAGGGGGCACGCUGAAGGACUUCCUCCGCAAUGCAGACCCAUUCCCCUGGCAGCAGAAGGUCAGCUUUGCCAAAGGGAUUGCCUCUGGAAUGGCUUACUUGCACUCCAUGUGCAUCAUUCACAGAGACCUGAAUUCACACAAUUGCCUGAUCAAGCUGGAUAAGACAGUGGUGGUGGCUGACUUCGGUCUGUCUCGGCUGAUUGUGGAGGAGAGGAAGAAGCCCACGUUGGAGAAGCCAUCUGCCAAGAAACGGACGCUGCGCAAGAGCGACAGGAAGAAGCGCUACACGGUGGUUGGGAACCCGUACUGGAUGGCCCCAGAGAUGCUGAAUGGACAGAGCUACGAUGAGAUGGUGGACAUUUUUUCAUUUGGGAUUGUUCUCUGUGAGAUCAUAGGCCAGGUUUAUGCUGACCCAGACUGUCUCCCACGCACACUGGAUUUUGGCCUUAAUGUCAAGCUGUUCUGGGAGAAGUUUGUUCCUGCUGAUUGUCCUCCAGCCUUUUUCCCUCUGGCUGCUAUUUGCUGCAGACUGGAACCAGAGAGCAGGCCCCCUUUUUCCAAGCUGGAAGACUCCUUUGAAGCUCUCUCUCUGUACCUGGGAGAACUUGCCAUCCCCCUUCCAUCUGAGCUGGAGGAGCUGGACCACAAUGUGAGUGUGCAGUAUGGACUGAACCGUGACAAGCUACCUGAAAACACAACCUAGUCUGCUCGUCCUGCUGCCUGCAUCACUUCCAUUGGAGCUGGGAUGAGCGUCAGGGAGGGAGAUGCACUUCAGCCACUUCCAGGGCAUUAACGGGGCACCACACUGUGCAUCUGCUGCACUGCCUCUCUCUCCCCACCCAGCUUCCCUCCUCUUGGAUAUCCUGAUUCACUGUGGAUUUCUGGCAUGUUUCAGAAGCAAAAAGGACCAUCUCCUGCCAGCUGCACCUAGGAAAGCCUCUGAACACUAUAUUUCUGGCUUGAGAAAUACUUCUCUGGCCUUUUCAGGCUUCUUUACUGUGGUGCCUUAGAACUUGGCUGCAAGCUGUGAAGCCACCCUGGCCUGUCUGCCAGGGAGGGAGUUGCUAUAGGAGACUCUCCUAGGUAAGGACCAGCACUUCUGGAACAGCUUCUCCCCCUGACUGCGCUGCCCAGAAAGCUGGGGAAAUCGGACAUCCAGCAGCAUGUCCCACCACGACAGCCCAUGUAUGUAUUUGCAUGUGUUUCCCAGAACAACCCACUGAGAUUUUGGCCUCUGACAUGCAUCAGAGGAAGGAGUAAAAAGCCCCAGGAGUUGGGCAGCUCUCCUGAAAUACCUUGUCUAUGGGGAAGCACAUACGAAUUGUUGUUUUGGUUUUGUGGGCUUUUAUUCUUUCUCUGUCUCUGAAUACCUCCAAAAGCCUGCCUAGAAACACUAAGACUGAGCUCUGCUUGCCCCUCCUGAUGGCAAAUGAGGCAGGCAGCAAAUGAGCCACUGGAGCCACUGGAGACCCUGCGCCUGCAGUGAAUUUGCCUGCCCAAAACCUUAACCUGAGUGAAAGUAUUUGAACCUGAAUGUGUAGUUCUGCACUAGGCACUGAGUGUGGACAUUCCUGAGUGCUUGAGCUCUUGGCCUGUGGAUGUGAGGUGAUAGAAAUGGCGGCAGAAGGUGCUUGUCAGAAAGCCAAAGGUUUGAAGUGGCUCAGACCUUGGGCAUGGACAAUGGCAAAAGGGGACUUGCCCAAGGUUAAUUAAAGGAUGGACUUGUCAUGAAUAGAAAAGUGAUGGAGAAAUGUCCCAUCCUCCCUGGAGUGGCAGCUGGAGAACUAAUAAUUCAGUUGCCACUACCUCAUCCUUUCCUGCAGACUGUGCAAGUUGCUCCCUUUGAAGGUCCUUCUUGCAGCUGCUGCUGCAGCACCUGAGCUGAUUCUCCAAACAGAAUUUUUCCUCAGGGUCAUUCCAUGCUCUGGGGGGGAAAAAAAUGGUCUUGGAGUCAUUGGGAGGUGGGUAGAGGUAUAUUUUCUUCCAGUACUUCUCUUCUUCCUCCCUUGGUGGAGGGGGAAGGAAGAAAGCUACUGCUGCAGUAGCUCACGUGGUUGGCAGAACUGAAAAAAAAAUCUGUAUCAAGUUCUGCUCGUCACACAGACAUCACGGUUUAACUGGAUUUUUAGUGUGCUCCUUUUUCCCUCCUCCUCCCUUCAGCAUGGAGGUGGGGAAUGGGUGUUAGUCUUUGCUGAUUAUUCAGUUUCCUCCCCCUACCCAUGAGUUUAAAGUAUUAUGUAAAUCAACAUGGGACCAGCCAUCACCUGACAUCAGGUAUGCAAGGGGGGUGUUUUUAAUCUGUGUAGUGGUGUUUUAGAAACACUGGGGACUCCCUGUGCUGUGAUUCAGGCAGGAGCCUCUCUAAACUGGGUCCAGUGGAUCCAGGAUUGUUAAUAGGAUUUGCCCUUUCAUUCCCCCUCCCAGGCUGGUUUGUGAGGGGACCCCUGAAGGGAGAGUCCUGGCUGAUGUGUGGGUGGGGUUUAUGAACUGUGAUUUGCACAGCUCCACGUUCUAACUAAAUUAAAAAGCAGUAACUGUAUGCUAUUGAGAACAAGAUUUUGUGGUCUCUGUUAAAUAAAGCCGGAAGCUGUAACUUU
Molecule: messenger RNA, 5030 nt
Organism: Cyanistes caeruleus (blue tit)
Lineage: Eukaryota; Metazoa; Chordata; Aves; Passeriformes; Paridae
Source: RefSeq, a predicted model, not a curated record